UAUGUUGAGUCGUCCACAAGUUAAGUACGUGCGGCUCGAUCAGAAGAUGGGGUCUAGGGCUUUUGCACUUAUUUUCCAACCCAGGAGCUUGUGUUUCGUUCGAUUCUACGCUGCUGACGUUGUAAUAAGGAGGAGUCUUCACUGCACGACCUUUUUACCAACCAGAGACACUGAUGAUAGUGGCCAACAGGCGAACCAGCUAUCUCGUCCAGGGGAGCACGCACAUCAAAGUGUCGGUAGCUCCACGUACGGUGCCCUAAUGGACUCUGCAAAGACCCAGUCCCAGUUGUCCAACAGAGAACAGUUUGCUCUGGUUCUAAAAGAAUUCAUGUCGCGGGAAAAGUACAGAAAGGGCCACGUCUCCUUCAUCAACAUGGCACUGACGAGAAUGGAAGAAUUUGAACUCGAAAGAGACCUACUCACUUACAAUAGAAUUCUUGACGUGUUCCCAAAGGGUCGCUACAAGCCAAAGCGACUCCUCGAUGCGCUCUGGCCUCGUCCCUUGCCUCAGACGGAACUAGCUCUGGAGCUGCUCACGAGAAUGGAGGACAACAAUGUAUGGCCUGACGACGUCACCUACAGUCUCCUAGUGGAGGUGUUUGGGAGGCACAGUCUCCCGGUGGACAAGUGUGAGCGGAUGUCCUACUGGUACAGUCGCUACAGGGACUCGGACCCAUUCUGGAUUGAGGGAGAAGUACCUAGUGAUCCUGCUGAAUUGUCCAGACUUGCCUUGAGAAGAAUUGUCUCUAAUGAUGACAUUGUUGAAUACGAGAUGUCAUUGGGUGAUGAGGGGUUCAUAGUGAGUGGUCACAGUGAGACUCAGCUGCAGCUACUGCACCGACUGAGAUGUGAGGAGUCCAGACUCCUCCACGUGGAGGGUCCUCAUCGGAUCUGGAUCAAUAAAUCCUCCGUCCACUACUUCUCACUGAGACUGGCUCCCACUGAUGACACCAGGCAGACCGAUGAAGGUGCAGUCGUAGCAGUGUGUGCGUGCCAGCCGGCAACUCAGAGCUCUCUCCAGUGGUGGAUCAGGGAACUGCAGAUAGUCCACCCUCAGCUAACUCAUGCUACCAUCCUGUACAACAUUAGGACACAGGAGAGCUCUUCUCCACUGUUAGAUGGUAGUAAAAGCACGUUAUUAGCGACCACUGUAGAAGAACAGUCAACUUGAUGAUGUUCUCUGCACUGUUUGCGCAUGCGCGUCUUUAUCGUAUAAAAGAGAAUCCGCGACCACGUGUUUUUCCUAUUUGGAGCCCCUACCGUGGCAUUGUGAAGUUUGUUUGUUCUCCCGUAACUCUUACUGAACGGCAAAAUUCACCAUGUCUGGGGGACUAGAAGCCCUGGCAAUGAAGGAGGACGACGUCAAGAAGAUGCUGGCGGCCGGGACGCACCUCGGAGACGCCAAUGUCCACUUCCAGAUGUCCCUCUAUGUCUAUAAGACGAAAGCAGACGGAACUCCAAUCUUCAACCUGCGGAAGACGUGGGAGAAGAUCCUGCUGGCUGCCAGAGUCAUUGCGGCCAUUGAGAACCCCAGCGAUGUGUGCGUCCUCUCCAACAGGUCCUACGGACAGAGGGCCAUCUUGAAGUUUGCCCACCACACUGGAGCCAACCCCAUCGCCGGCAGGUUCACUCCCGGAACAUUCACCAAUCAGAUCCAGAAGGCUUUUCGCGAGCCACGCCUUCUCGUUGUGACUGACCCAUCCACCGACCACCAGGCUGUGACGGAGGCAUCCUACGUCAACAUCCCUGUGAUUGCCUUCUGCAACACCAACUCUCCACUUCGCUACAUCGACAUUGCCAUCCCCUGCAACAACCUUGGAAAAAACUCGCUGGGUCUGAUGUGGUGGUUUCUGUGUCGCGAGGUUCUUCGCCUCAGAGGCUCAAUCUCGAGGGAGCUUCCCUGGGAUAUCAUGCCCGACCUCUUCUUCUACAGGGACCCAGAAGAGGUGGAGAAGGAGGAGCAGGCAAAGCGAGAGGCUGAAGAAGCACAGGCUCUGGCACAGCAGACCACUGAACAGUGGUCCGCUGCCGUUCCUUCAACUGAGGUGACGACUGAUGCAGCUGCAGGGCAGUGGGACGCUGGCGGAGACUGGGGAGCAGCUCCAAUGGCGGCAUCGCAGGUGACUCCCGCUGCUGCACCAGUGGGUGGUCCAACACCAGCAGCACCAGCAGGGUUCACUGCCCCUAGCGGGACCACCGACCAGGACUGGAACAUGGCCGGAGGAACCACCACUGACUGGGGUGCCGAGGAUGGCGGAGACUGGGGCAGCACCGAGCCAAAGGCUACCGCUGGGAACUGGUGAAACGUCUUAGAUUGUGACUUAAUUUUUUGCUGUAUGAAAUAGGUUGAGAGCUGUAACAUCUCCGGUACAAUGCUAUGUUUGAGGAUAAGAUGUGAUGUAGCGUUAAUCUUCAGCUCUUGUCUCCACUGCCGUUGUCUAGAUCUGUGGGUUGCUGGACGACAGUAGGCGGCGUAAAAACAGAUUUGUCGCUCGUAGUUUCUUCUCUGAUAAACCCCAGGUAGACGAGUGCUGCAAACGUGACUAGCCCUAGAGGGAUGGCGUAUCUACCCCUCUUCUGUUCCACCGGCCCGGUCAUUAUGGAGUCGUCCACUAUUCGGAAGGUUCUUGCUCCGCUCCGGCUGAACGAAAUGGGAUCGUCAGACUUUUUGAAGGCUAGCCAUCUCCUCCCGCACGGUCUAGCGGUACGCCGAGCAGCAUCGAGCGAGAGUGUAGGCUGCAGCCUACAGAAGAUAAG
Molecule: messenger RNA, 2757 nt
Organism: Geodia barretti
Lineage: Eukaryota; Metazoa; Porifera; Demospongiae; Tetractinellida; Geodiidae
Source: the annotation of a GenBank genome assembly